CAUGGUAGCAUCUGGCCACACUUGAUUCUUCUCGAAAAAAUAUGUAUACAAAUUAAAAAUAAUAAAAUACAAAUAAUGUAAUUUCACAGUAAAUCAGCAAUAUGAAUAAUUGCAUUUUCGAAUUGGAAUAUGAGUAUGUUGUGUUAAAGAUAAAUGGAAAUGAUAUUAGUCAUUUGCCGAGAUAUGAAGCGGUUCAAAUGUUCCUUCAAACUAAAGAAACCAUUGUAGUCGAAUUGUGCCGGCAGAAGCAAAACGCCUUAGACAUAGAAAUUAAUAUAGAAACUCGCUUGGAAAACAAAGUUGAUAGCAUAUUGCCAUUUGAUCAAAGCGAAUUGGCAACAGUUGAAAAGUUAAAUACAUCACCGACAACCAGUGCCUCACAAAACGUAAAGUCAACUUCGUUGUUGAUUGCCAGCCCCAGCCCUCCAUUAGCACCAGUGUCGCAAGCAAACUCAAAGAACGACAAUCAAAUUAUUUUAACACUUCGUGCAUUAAAUAACGAAGAGUCUGCAGUUCCGCCUGUCGAAGUUUUCUCGGCCGUUUCCGUGUCGAAGGAAACUCAAACUUCAGCCGAAAACCUUAAGGAACAGGAUAUAGUACGCACGAUAGCCGAUCACUUCAUUGAGCAAGAACAUCAUUUGUUUGAACAAUGUCUGGAGCCGGAAAUUGAUAUUGAGGAAAUAACUUUAGUUAAGACGAUUGAUGAUUCAACCACUGAAAAGUUAGGUAUUAAUGUUUGCUGCAAUGGAUAUCAGGCUUCAAAUAUCGACAUUAGCCGAGGGGACGUAAUAUCUGACGAGGCUGAGGCUGAUGCUGAUGCUGAUGCUGAUGCUGAUGUAUGCGAAGAUGUAUUUAUUAGUGAUAUUGAGCCGGAAGGUAUAGCUCAACGCGAUGGACGCCUUAGGCGGGGUGAUCAAAUUCUGCGCAUCAACGGCAUGGACGUUAAAAGCAAGGAAGAAGUUGAAGCUCAGAUCGCAGGGAGUACCUUUGCAGUGACGCUUCUUGUUAGUCGCCUUCUAUAUCCAGAAGACGACGAUGACGAAGACAUUGAGAGUAACUUUGAAUACGCUAAUAGCUUUCUCCGCGAUGAUUACACAAAUGUGGUCGAUAAAUUGGACAAGGUCUUGCUGAGCCAAGUGCAGACCAUAAAGACUCUUAGUGUAACAACCAAUGAACCGGUCAGCAACACCACCAAAAAUUCGUCUCCAACAACCCAACAGAAUUCCGAUCCGAACGUUAACGUUAGAACUUAUGUGCCAAAAGUCAUUCUGGAGACAUCUGAAAAAGCGUGCAGCAAAACAAAGUUUCGCACAGACGAAAACUUGAGCCAUGUAAAAGCGUUAAAUCAAUUCAUGAACAAAAGCUGUCAGUCUCAUCACCCUUAUGAGUAUGAUGAAAGCGAGCAUAUUUAUGAGACCAUUCCUGAAGAUUCGGAAUCAGAACCGUUAUACUGUUCCCCGUAUCAAAGCUCUAACUAUAUGACGGCGAUGGGCUCCUGCUCAUCAGCAACAGCCACAGGCAUAGGUGGAAUAGAAACUGAAGCAAUGGAAACGAAAAUGCAGCAGCAAACUCAACGUGUUGCCCAAUGGCUGGGCCUUAAGUCACAGUGCCACGGCCACGGCAGUUCCAGUCCAAGGACAAUGCACACUCUAGUAGGUCGUCCCGCUGUCCUAAAAUCUACCCAACAGCCUGCGUGCAGUCGUGUGUUCACACUCCGCAGUACAUUAACAAAUACAAGUCGAUCAAGCAGCAGUGGAGCCGCGCACAGUGCAUGUGGACCCAACAACGUCGACAUCGGAGGCCACGCUAUGCUGGGCGAUGAAAUUGACAACUCAUCGAGUGCCUACAACACUGGUGGGUCAAAUAGCGCUUCGCCCCAUCAAAAUCAGAUUUCAAAUGCUGGUGACGAAGCGCCAAUUAGUGCAAACCAAAUUGGCAAAAUGGCUGAGAGCCAGAACCCACCCAUUCUCUCACCAAAAGAAGCGAUUGUAACCACUACUGCGAGCAGUAUGUUGAUGUUACCAUUUGGUAGGUCUGGCCGCAUCGGUCUUUGCUCUUCCAAUUUUCCCUCGACGUAUCUCGGUGAAAGCCCGCCCAAAGCAUGCAACGAGGAGGAAAACCAUCAGCACAAGACUGAUCUCAAAUUAAUGCGGAUAAAGCCAGCAGAGGAGUUGCAAAGUCAUUGUCCCCAAUUUAAUGCACCAAAUCUGAGCCGCUAUCACUUCGUUAGUAGUCAAGAGGUCGCAAAUAAAAGCCACAUUGCAGCCAGCUCAAAACAUAGCUCAAUACUGAUAAGUGAAAAUGGUGAGGAGAUACCCAUGGUUUGGAAAGUGAAGCGUCGUGCGGAUGGAACACGAUACAUUGUAAAGCGGCCAGUACGUAAUCGGGCGCACGUUGCUAUUCGAAAAAAUACGCGCAGUAAUGAGUUUACUACGACAGAGGAUGAUACAGUGUCGGAAGUCAAAAUCGGACGUUAUUGGACUAAGGAGGAACGUAAACGACACAUUGAACGAGCUCGUGAACGGCGCCAUCAUCAGCAGCAGCAGUAGCACCUACAAUCUUAGUUUCACCAUAUACCAUGCAUAUAUGUAUUAACUAAACACUACACAGCUUAUACGAAUACGAGUGUGACAUGAAAAAAGUCGGAAAGAUCUUUUUUGUGUAAUGUGUUUUUGAAAUGAUGGGUUUCAAACGAUAUUGGGCGGAAACUUUAUUAUAAGAAAUCUUAAAUUGUGGUCGUUUAUUGUUGUGCUCUUCAGGAUUGUUCGCGAAGUCAAACAAAUGUAUUUUACCUUAAAGCUACAACGGCAAUAACUUUAAA
Messenger RNA from Drosophila obscura, 2821 nucleotides. It is a transcript of the gene Slip1, whose product is annotated as slo-interacting protein 1. The transcript is spliced from 6 exons. Gene Ontology annotation, molecular function: protein binding. Bases 102 to 2549 code for a protein of 815 amino acids. NCBI's taxonomy places the organism in Eukaryota, Metazoa, Arthropoda, Insecta, Diptera, Drosophilidae. The record is from RefSeq and is a predicted model, not a curated record.